Messenger RNA from Solanum pennellii, 1529 nucleotides. Its product is annotated as transcription factor MYB35. Lineage: Eukaryota; Viridiplantae; Streptophyta; Magnoliopsida; Solanales; Solanaceae. The transcript is spliced from 3 exons. Bases 200 to 1264 code for a protein of 354 amino acids. The record is from RefSeq and is a predicted model, not a curated record.
UCAUCUAAAAACUGUUUGACGGAAAAUACAUUCCAUCAAGCAAAAUAGUUAAAUGGAAAGUAAUCUCAUGCUUUUCUUGCCUUCUUUUAGGCCAUCCAUAAGAAGGUUCAAAACUUGAGAGAUUAAUGUUAUUAAUUCAUAUCUCUUCUUCAACAUUCAAUUCUUCCAUUUUUCCCUUUUCACUGCUAUACAUUUAUAAAUGGGAAGACCUCCUUGUUGUAAUGAUAAGGUAAAUAAUAGAAAAUGUAAUUGGAUAGAAGAGGAUGCUAACACAUCUACAUUGGUCUCAAUCAAACAUGGAAUUGGUAAUUGGGCAACCAUGUCUAAGAAAUCAGGAUACGGGAGAUGUGGUGGGAGGAAUCAGAAGCAGAGAUGGAACAAUCGUCUAAAGCCUGAUCUUAAACAGGACAGCUUUACGCCUCAAGAAGAGGAACUGAUCAUUAAGCUUCAUGCCACUAUAGGAAGCAGGUGGUCUAUAAUAGCACAACAACUAGCUGGGAGAACAGAUAAUGAUGUGAAGAACUUGUGGAACACUAAGCUUAAAAAAAAGCUAUCUGCAAUGGGGAUUGAUCCAGUUACUCACAAGCCUUUCUCACAAAUCCUCACAGACUAUGGUAACAUUGGUGGCUUUCCGAAAGCCAGAACACGUUUCGUAUCUCUUAACAGAGAGCUAAAAGGUGCAUUUAUGUCUAGACCAGAACAACUUCAACAUUCUUUACAAAAUUUCCAAAACUUUAACAGCCUUUGUGUGAAGCUGCCGAAAACAGAAGCUUCAGAACAGUCUUUCUUUAGCAACAAUCAAGAUUCCAGCAAUAUUAAUCAACCUCCUGUCGAUCUGUUCUCCGAGUUACAAGCCAUAAAGUUUGUAACAGAAGCCUCAAAUUACAAUUCCCCAAAGGCAGUUUUCUCCCAUAAUCCAAAUCCUAUAACUGAUUGCUCUACGUCUUCGCCUUUGUCAUCUUCGUCUUCAUCAUCUGCAUCUCAUUCAUUAGCUGAAAAUCAAGUUAACUGGUGUGACUAUCUUCUUGACGAUGCAUUUCUUCCAUCGAAUUUCAAAGAUCAAGAAGAUACAUUAACCACAGAAGAAAAGUUAGUGUGUGGUGGAGCUGAGGAUGGAUCAAACAACGUGCCAUCAACGAAGGAUUUUGAGAACUCGUUAUCUACAAAGGGCACAUCAUCGUCAUCAUUUGUCGAAGCCAUGUUAGAAUGUGAAAAUGACAUGUUCUUGAACUUCCCUGGCCUCUCUGAGGAUCCGUUUUACUAGUGAUAAUGCCACUAAUUUAUGGCGAAAAAUUAGACUUGGCUUUGUUUCAUGUCUCCAAUAGCUAAGUUAAUGCAAUUUCUCUAUUUGAUAGAGUUGGGACUGGUCCAAGCUGUUGCAGUGAUACACUGUCGCGUCAUCUAAUGAGUUUUUAGUAGAUACAACCUCGUUUUAGUUUAACUUGUUACAUUUUGCUUCUCGAACGCCAUCAUAAAAAGAAACAGCAUUUGUUUCCGCUGCAUUUUAGAAACAGCAUUUGUUUCCGCUG